AUGAAAGCUAUUAACGACAAGCUGGAUAAUUUAGUACUGCUCAAAGAAACAGUUGAGAGCAUUGAGGACGCGGUGCAAUACUUGAGUGAGAAAUACGACGAAAUAAAAAAAAAUACGGAACAAAACGAGCGUGACGUCAAGGACCUUAAGCGCAGAUUUCAAAAGGUUGAGAUGCGGGACCAAGAAGUAGCUGAAGUGCAGGCAGAAGUAGAUAAUCUUGAGUGGAGGAGCCGUAGACUCAACCUAGAAUUCCAUGGAAUACAGGAAACGGAAGAUGAAAACUUGCUAGAAGCGAUCAAUGCAAUGGCAACUAAACACCAGUUCCCACCACUCGCAGAAAGUGAUGUGGUUGCCAUUCAUCGGCUUCCGCCCAGAAAAGAUAAGACGCCGGUCGUUAUCUGUCGUUUUGCGAAGCAAGCGGACCGAGAUUUCUGGUGGAAAAACAGAAAGAAACUGAGCAGCCUAAAUGAGCACUUCUUCUCGACGGAAAACCUGACCAAAAGAGCGCGUGCGCUGUUGUUUGAGACAAAGAACUGGGCUAAAGAAGCGAACUUCAAGUAUGCAUGGCACUCAAACGGGAAAGUUCUAGUGCGUAAAGCUGAUGGGGAGAAAGCCAUACGCAUCGCAAAUGCUAGUGAUCUAAACAAACUAAGCUAA
This is a messenger RNA of Rhipicephalus microplus (southern cattle tick), 657 nucleotides long. RefSeq lists its product as uncharacterized. The record is from RefSeq and is a predicted model, not a curated record. Lineage: Eukaryota; Metazoa; Arthropoda; Arachnida; Ixodida; Ixodidae.